UAUGGAAUGAUUCGUUGAAUUUCAUUACAUUUAUACCCCUCUGUUUAAAAAGAUGUAUAUUUGAAUUUUAUACACGUUAAAAUACAUAUUAAAUUUUGAUUAUAAAUAUAUUAUUUUCUGUAAUUAUCUAUUUUUUAUAACACUAAAUUAACAUAAAUUUAUCACAGACAAUUAUUUUUUUCAAAGUUUAGAAUUUAUUUUUAUGACAUAAUAAACAUGCAUAAAAACGUAAAAUUUUAUUUUUGAAACAAAUUUCUUCGCAUCUUUUUGGAGAAAGUAUUUCGUGAGAAACUAGUUACACAGUUAUUUCAUGAGUUAUCCAUUGGUUCAAAGCUCUAAUGAGCUCGACUCUAUUCACAUAUGUUUUCAGAUAACUUUUUUUGUGACCAAGAGCUUGGUAUCAUGGUUUCAACCUCACAAGUUAUAGCAAAUAUAUAUGGCCGUUUUAAAUUCUUUAGAAAGUAUAGACAAUUUGAUGACAAAAAGACAAUUUGUCUUAUGGAGUUAUGGUUCGUUCCUUUGUUGUAUGGUCGAAGAACUGCUUUAGGUCUAAAACCAAAUUUGUAUUGUUAAAAAGUAAUCAAGGCUAUAAAUCUUAUAUAUUGAGUUACGUAGAACCAAAUUAUGAAACGGUCAUGAUUGUAAUAUAACAUCUUAUAAAAAUGAUUAAAGUAGAAGGAUCACUUCAUACUUACUUGACUUAUAACAAAAGAGGAUAUAUUUUGAGCGUUACGUACGGAGGUUUCUAAAUUACUUGGAAACCAAACAACUCGUUUUUCAAAUACCGUAGAGAAAUUGAUGGCGACGCGCGCCGUUUGCUUCAUAUUGUGAUUCCUUAAACCACAAUGAAGCUUUCUUCUCUUUAUCCAAAACCUUAAAACAUAUAUAUACACACGUGCACACUUAUAGAAUCAUCAAAAAGAAUCUUUCACCGGAAGUUAAUACGUUCUUAAUUAAGCUUUUAUAUCAUUCCAGUAAAAACAAACAUACAAAUGGCAUCGUCUCUAAGCUUGGUUCACAUCUUUACCAUCCUUGUAACAAUUACCAUGUCCCGUUUUGCUCAGUUUGACGCAAGAACAAGUCUUAACGUUCUGAGUUUCGGGGCGAAACCAGACGGAGUUGUAGAUUCCACAAAAGCCUUUUCGGAUGCAUGGGACUCAGCGUGUCGAGUGGAAGACUCGGCCAUGAUUUACGUGCCAAAAGGAAGGUAUUUGAUUGGUCGGGAGCUUCGUUUUGAAGGAGAAAGUUGCAGAAGCCGUGAGAUAACCCUAAGGGUCGAUGGAACUUUGAUUGGUCCUCAAGAUUACAGGUUGCUUGGGAAAGAACAAAAUUGGUUCAGUUUUGUUGGUGUUCACAAUGUUACUGUUCUUGGAGGUUCUUUUGAUGCUAAAGGAUCCACACUAUGGAGUUGCAAGGCCAAUGGUCAAAACUGCCCUGAAGGUGCAACGACACUGAGAUUCAUGGACUCUUACAACGUCAAGAUCAUAGGAGUAUUGUCGUUGAACAGUCAAUUGUUCCACAUAGCAAUCAACCGAUGCAACAAUGUAAAGAUUGAGGAUAUCCGCAUCAUAGCACCAGAUGAUAGCCCCAACACUGAUGGAAUUCACAUUCAGAAAUCGACUGACAUCGAGGUCAGAAAUGCUUCUAUCAAAACUGGAGACGACUGUAUAUCUAUCGGACCUGGUACAAAGAACUUGAUGGUAGAUGGAAUCACCUGUGGUCCUGGUCAUGGAAUCAGCAUUGGUAGCUUAGCGAAGGACCUAGAGGAGGAAGGCGUGGUAAACGUGACAGUGAAGAAGGCAGUGUUCGUACGAACGGACAAUGGGCUAAGGAUAAAGUCGUGGCCACGUCAUAGCAAAGGAUUCGUGGAGAGGGUUCGGUUCUUAGGGGCUCUUAUGGUCAACGUCUCCUAUCCUAUCCUCAUCGACCAGAACUAUUGCCCUGGCGAUUCUUAUUGCCCUACUGAGGAGUCGGGAAUCAAAAUAAACGAUGUAAUAUACAGUGGAAUCAUGGGAACAUCGGCCACAAAAGUUGCUAUAAAGAUGGAUUGCAGCGAGAGAUUCCCAUGCACUCAGAUACGAAUGCAGGCAAUUAAUCUAACUUAUCGCGGUGGAGCAGCAACGACUUCUUGCAUCAAUGCUUCCGGUAAGCAACUUGGUUUGGUUAUACCCAACGGAUGUCUCUGAUCGGACUCUAUUCGUUUUUCUUGACCAAGACUUGUAAAAUCAAACAUCAUACUGGUCCUAUAGAAACUGAAUGUAAUUUAUUAACACACAUUAUGGGUUUAUAUACUUUAUAACCCUUGUAAAUAAUUCUUUGUAUAUAUACAUCAUGUGGUUGUAACUACUGUCUACUUACAUGUAAAUAAAUAAAAAGGAGCUCAGCAGUUUCACGCAAACGAAUCAUUGUCGCAAUGCAUGUGUUCUAAACUAAGGAAUUCGAAACUCUACAAAAAUGGAAUUAACGAUUUGAAGAGUACUCCAAAUCAAUGCUAAUGAUUAAUAUAAAAAUGAGAAAAACGCAGCCCACCAAUCCAAACAGCCGUACCAAAUGUUCAAAAAGAGGAAAAGAUUGAAUAAAUUACAUAAACUAUUCAAAAAAGGAACUGCCAGAGUGUUUGACAUGUUUAUAAGUAGGCUACACCUCCUCUUCAAUAAUCCAAUACCACCAAAAAUGCAUACUAAGCACUCAUUAUCACGAACUGAAAAACUACUCACAUGAUUUUCACGGACAAGUGUUCGUAAUAACAUGGUAUCAACAUCAGUACUACCAAAGGCCGCAGAAAACAACAUGAUGUACAAGAAUAUCAAUUUAAACCAUAGGAAGAUAAAAUAAGGAGAGUAGAAGUUAAAUAAAAUGGAAAUAAAAAAUUGGACACAUUUACUAGUUCCUCAUGCAAAAUAAAAUUACAUCAUUAGUCUCAUUUCAACCACUAGGUAAAAGAAAACUGUGAGACGCAUAAAAAAUUACGAUUUGAUAAUAAUUAAAAUAGUACAACGUUAGAAAUAUAUUUGACAACAAAUAAAGACCAAAACACCUCAAUAAUAUUUUUAAAAUCAAAUAAAUAUAAUUAUUCUGCCAAACUCCUAAGAUAUAUAGAUAUUUCUAAAAUGUAUGUUUAUUUAUCCAACUCAAAUUUUAGAGGGUUUCAAACAAAUUCACGAAUGUUUUCUAAAUUUCUUUUCUUAGAAAAUCGUUUUUGAGAUUUUUUAAACUAGACAACAUUUAUCUUAUAUA
Molecule: messenger RNA, 3237 nt
Organism: Brassica napus (rape)
Lineage: Eukaryota; Viridiplantae; Streptophyta; Magnoliopsida; Brassicales; Brassicaceae
Product: polygalacturonase
Exons: 4
Coding region: 993-2186 (397 amino acids)
Biological process (GO): carbohydrate metabolic process
Molecular function (GO): polygalacturonase activity
Source: RefSeq, a predicted model, not a curated record